AUGAUGAUUUUCAAUUUUUUACGGCGAACGACGACGAAAUCUUUUAGAUAUAUUUCUACUUCAUCUUCUCAACAAAUGAUAAAAAAUCCUAAAUCAUCAAUUGCAGCAGCUGCUGUUUCUUCUACUGGUGGUGAAGUUAGGAAUUUUCCAAAAAUAACCAUGAAAAAAUUGUAUCCACAUUUAUCUCAAUAUUUACUUUGGACAUUUUUUGGUUCAUUCACUUUACAUUUAUUAUGGUCAAAAAUGAAUUAUCAAGAAUAUCAAGAUAUGGUAAAUAUGAAAAUUACUAAACUUGAAGAUAUCAUUGGACGUUUGGGAAAUGUGAAAUAUAUGGAAAAUGUGGAAAAUGCGGAAACGGUUGAACGAGAUAUUCUAGCUUAUAAAAAAUUUUGUAAUCCUAUUACCGAAAUGUCUGAUGAUGAUUAUGUUAUAAAAAAUUAUGCAUUCGGAACUUCAUUUGGAACUUCAUUUAGAAACUCAAAGUCAACAAGUGACAUACAAUCAUCAAGUGAAUCACAAUCUCCAAAAUCUCCUAUAAAAACGAAGACAUCUUCUAAUGAACAACAAAUAAUGAAAAAAUCUACCUCAACUGAAUGGAUAUAA
Messenger RNA from Diversispora eburnea, 603 nucleotides. The record is from the annotation of a GenBank genome assembly. Lineage: Eukaryota; Fungi; Glomeromycota; Glomeromycetes; Diversisporales; Diversisporaceae.